AAAGAGAACAGAGGAGAAGAAGAAGAAGAAGAAGAAGAAGAAGAAGAAGAAGAAGAAAAUGGAAGCGAUAGAAUUGGAUGAAGCAAUGAAAGUAUUGGAUUCAUCUUUAUCACAAAUCAAUUGGCGUCUAAAAUCUUCUUCAAAACGUCGAUUACAAUUAGAUAUUAUUGCCCUAAUUACAAGAAUGAGACCAGUAGUAAUGAUUGAUUAUGGUGGAAUUUUGCCUCAACUUCAACACCAACUCUCUUCACUUCUUCAACAUGUUCAAAAAGAAUCUCAAAUUUUUGAACAUUUAAGAUUGAUGGUUAUACAAGAAAUGAUUUACUUGAUUAAUGUAACUGAAAUAACUGAUUUUGUUAAUUCAUCUUUGAGUUCUCAAUUACUCUUUGUAGACCUUGAAGAUGAAUCCCCAAAGUUGAUAACGGAAAUAGAGAAAAGCAAAUUAGCGAUGCAGUUUGUGUCAAUUCAGAAGAUUUUUUCGACUGUUUUUUCGUCUAAUGGGGAGGAAAAGUUGGUGGAUGAUGCUGACUCUUCUGCGCCCUGUUCUCUCUCAUCUUCUACUGAGUGCAUUGAUCUUAGUUAUUGUAUGGAAAACACUGACAUCUUAGUGCCAACAUUGAAUGGAUGGCUUCUAGGCUAUCCAGUAGUGUAUCUGUUUGGCAAGGAUCAUAUUGCUGAUGCCAUUUAUAAUCUUUCAAACAAAUACCUUCAUAUUUUCCAAGUGUUUGUCUGCAGGAAUAGUAAUCUCAAGAAAGGAAGUCAAGUUGAAGAACUAUUAAGUUUUUCAGUGCCUUAUGAUUUAAGCACAAGAGGGAGUAAAGAACAAUGGGCAGAAGCUUUUGCAGCUCAAAUGCAGGCAAAAUGGGAAAGAUGUCCAAAUGUUUGGAAGUCUUUAAAGAUGGAGGUUAGUGAAUGUCAUCCUCAAGCUAUCGUGUUAUAGUUGUCCCCGGCAUCUAUAGGCAUAACAGAAUUUGAUUCCCAAAAGUAUAUUAGGUGCUUCAAAAAAUAGUAUGUACUUAGAUAAACGGAAACGUUUAUCGCAGAAUAACUUCCAUUUGUUGUAAAAUAUCAAAUGUUGCUACUUCCCGCAUUGGACCAUUUAUAAAGGGUAACCAUUAUAUGGAGUUUUGAACCAAAA
Molecule: messenger RNA, 1138 nt
Organism: Trifolium pratense (red clover)
Lineage: Eukaryota; Viridiplantae; Streptophyta; Magnoliopsida; Fabales; Fabaceae
Exons: 6
Coding region: 59-940 (293 amino acids)
Source: RefSeq, a predicted model, not a curated record